Spodoptera litura is the source of this 1856-nucleotide messenger RNA. RefSeq lists its product as uncharacterized. The record is from RefSeq and is a predicted model, not a curated record. NCBI's taxonomy places the organism in Eukaryota, Metazoa, Arthropoda, Insecta, Lepidoptera, Noctuidae.
CGGAGCGAGACAACGCGCGCCAGCGCAUCUCGAAAAUCGAAUUUCUUUUAAACACGCGAAACAAAUCGAUAAUAAAUUUAAUCGAUAUUAUUAGUGUUAGCUGCCAGUGAUUCUAUGAAGUAUUUAUUCACUGUGAUGCAGUAGUGAUGUGAUGUGAUCUCGAUGAUAUAAUAUUGACGAAAGAAAGAAAAACACAAAUUGGAUUUUCUGAGAAAUAGACAAGUUUGCGUGGGACGAAAUACACAGAUGAAAAGAUGACGAGGAAGUUUCUUUUCUGUUUCCCUUUAAGGGUGGGGAAUAUUAUAUUCGGAUACAUUGUAAUACUGAUAGCAAUAGCGACAGUGGCCUUCAAUUUGUACCAGCUUGGCUUGAACGUGACCAACAACUACUUCGAGAAGGAUGGAAAGUUUCGAAACUUCGAGAAUCUUGAGAGCAUAUUUGGAUCCACAAAGGACUCGCUGGAGAGGAUAAUCGUCCUUACAUAUUACCUCACGUAUAUUACAAUAGGAAUGAUGCUCUUCCUAUUUGCUAUUAUGUUUACCGCAGGCGCUUAUAAGGCGAACCACUGUUUAGUGACAACGUUCUUCGUGUACAGUUUCUUCCACCUCUUCUUCUCAGUGAUAUUGAUUAUCUGGGAAGCACUGACUGCCGGCUGGAUACAACUGGGAUUAGUCGCCCUGUUUGACUUGCUCCUCAUAGUUUGCCUGUUCAGCGUCAAAUAUUUGAUGGAAGCAAUCAGAACAGGGAACAUCUACUGCCGGCCAGGAGAAGUUUACUAUAAAUACUAAUUUAUUGCUAAACUAAGACCCAAUAUUCCUUGAACAAGUCACAAGUACAGUACAGUAAAUGUAAGAAGAAGUUGUAGAUUUGUUAUUCGAUUUUAAUACUUAUUUACAGAUUUGAAUAAGUACUUAUUCAUUGCUUAGCUUGUGAGGUCAAUGACACUGUAUAUGUUUGGACGCUAUUUAAUGUAGAUUAUUUUGUCUCAAUUAAAAUACUACCAUUAAUACUAUAUACUUUAUACUUCAGUCAUAAGCAUCAGAUACUCUAAUUGAAAACAAUGUUUAUUGUUACAUAAAUAUAAGCUAUUUUCAUUUUUAUCCGAAAAUAGAUUAGACUUUUUCAAAUAGUGACCUGUUUAACGUGUUAGUUAAGUUAGCUCAAUGAAUCAUCAAAUUUUGUAACUCUAUGCCCAAAUUUAGUGUUUAAUACUUCAUUAGGUAUCCCCUAACUGUACAGAUACCGUUAGUAACAAGAAAGUAUAUCGUCUCGUUUGAAGCCAUACUUGGAAAUUACGUUUGUAUCAAUCUAUGCCAUCUUAUCACAAUUUACAAUCUAGAUUUAAAAUUAUAACAAAGUUUCUGUGAAUUGUGUCAAUUUCGAGACAUUUCUUUAAAACCUGGUAAAUAAUAAGUGUCUUCAGAAUACGUUGUGUUUAAUUCCUAAAACAGAAGACGAAUCUACAUAUUGAUUGGUUUAAUACGAACUUUUGUGAAAUGAAUUGUAUAACCUGGAUUUAUUUAAUAUAAAAAAUUAAGAUCUAAAAGUCAAUACGUUGUCGACAUCCAAAUUAGAAUUGUUAACAUGUAGUUAAUCAAUUGUUAAAUCAUUCAGUACAAUUCUGAAGGCACUAACUCCUUAUUGGUGACCUAGAAUAAUGAAGUUAUCAAUAAUUUUCAAGUUAAAAACAUUGUAUUUAUUAAAUAAAAACACAACACAAGAAAUCACAACAGUCUUACAUAAUCUAAUUGAAAUAUUUAUGUAAAAUAUAUUUUACAAAAACUGGUUUAACAAUCAUAAACAUAAUAAAGCUCAAAACAUUCCAAUAUCACAAAUUCAUCCAUCAAUCAAUCAAU